Messenger RNA from Planococcus citri (citrus mealybug), 3055 nucleotides. Its product is annotated as glutamate receptor ionotropic, kainate 2-like. Bases 266 to 2992 code for a protein of 908 amino acids. The record is from RefSeq and is a predicted model, not a curated record. The transcript is spliced from 18 exons. Gene Ontology annotation, cellular component: postsynaptic density membrane; plasma membrane. Gene Ontology annotation, molecular function: transmitter-gated monoatomic ion channel activity involved in regulation of postsynaptic membrane potential; glutamate receptor activity. NCBI's taxonomy places the organism in Eukaryota, Metazoa, Arthropoda, Insecta, Hemiptera, Pseudococcidae. Gene Ontology annotation, biological process: synaptic transmission, glutamatergic; monoatomic ion transport; modulation of chemical synaptic transmission.
UCGCUAUAAUUAUAACAAAUAAUACACAUUUUUUUGGUAGUAAUCACGAAAGUCGAGUCAAUCACCUACUUUGUUUCCUAAUCGCAACAAAGAACCGAUGUUCGAACAGAAACGAACAAAAUUUUUGAACUAAAUACCCAUGUAACUUAUACGAGUACAAUUACGAACUAGCAAUCAAUUAAAUACGUACCAUGCCUAUGCAGGCAUAUUGGAAACGCUGGUAUUGACUUACAACUGCAAGAUUCGCACUCUCAUCAGCUUUCAAAUGUACCUGAAACUGAUUACAUUGAUAAUAAUCAAAUCGUUACUGGCAACAGCUUCCGAAGAAUUUAAAAUAGGAGGUAUAUUUCAUCGUAAAGAAAGAGACGAUCAGCCGAGUGCUGAAGAGCUUAUGUUCACCAUCGCUGUUCAAACUGCCAACGAGGAAGAUGAAGAUGUGAAAUUGAUACCAGUGAUCGAAACUUCGGAUCAGUCCAAUUCUAUCGCAGUUAAAGAAUCCGUUUGUAAAUUGUUGGAGCAUAGGGUUAUGGCGAUAUUUGGUCCCCAAUUGAGCGAAUCGUCGCCCAUAGUUAAAGCCAUUAGCGACGCCACAGAAAUACCUAACAUACAAACACGAUAUGAUUCAAAUCAACGUCGAGGUUCGUGCGGUGUAAACUUAUAUCCACAUCCGAAAGCUUUGGCUAAGGCAUACGCGGAAGUCAUAAAAAAGUGGAACUGGAAAAGUUUCCUGAUCGUAUACGAAGACAACGAAAGUUUAAUUCGAAUUAAUACUCUACUGAAAUGGGAAGGUAACGGAGAUACCAACGUAAAAAUAAUGCAGUUGCCAGAUGAUGAUAAUUACAUACCAUUGUUUCAAAAAAUACGCCACGGCGAGGAGAAGAAUAUUUUGUUAGACUGUUCCAUAGAUAAACUAGAUAGGGUUUUACAACAUGCCCAACAAAGUGGUGUAAUGAUAGAAAAUUACAAUUACAUAAUCACUUGUCUGGAUUUGCAUACUGUAGAUCUGGAACCAUACAAAUUCAGCGGCGUUAAUAUAACAGGAUUCAGGCUAGUAAACCCCACGAAGCCUUCGGUGAACAGCACGCUUGAAAAAAUUGCUCGUCUACUUCCAGAGGAACAAAAUAACACCGAAAUUUUGGUCGAAGCGGCACUACUUUACGAUGCUAUCAACUUAUACAAGGCAACUUUGAAAAAAUUUAUAGCGAUCCCGCCUGCGAUCGAAAAUACAGACAUGAACAUUUCUUCACAAUCAUUAGCUGAUGAACAAGUGCCUAAAUGUCACGAUACAGAAUCGUGGAGAUUUGGUACCUCUCUAAUCAACAUUAUGAAAGUGUCGGAAAUGGACGGUUUAUCGGGUGCAAUAAAAUUUGAUCACGAAGGCUUCAGAACCAUCCUAGAAUUACAAAUAAUAGAAUUGAGAGAAGAAGGAAUCAUCGAUCGAGGAACAUGGGAUACGUUUGUCGGUGUCAAAAAUAAAGAUGUCCCUAGCCCGUAUCCUGAACCUAAAGGCAAUGAUCUGGCAAAUACUACUUUAAUUAUUGUCAUUUCUUUGACGAAGCCUUACGGUAUGCGUAAGAACUCCGCCAAUAAGUUGGAGGGUAACGAUAGAUACGAAGGAUAUGCGGUGGAUUUAAUUAAAGAACUUAGUCAUCUGAGCGGUUUCAAAUAUGAAUUUAUAGUUCAAGAAGAUGGUGCGAAUGGCCAACUCGUCAACUGUCCUAACGGUAGUAAAGAAUGCUGGGAUGGCAUGGUGGGAAAAGUAUAUCAUGGGGAAGCUGAUUUAGCAGUAGCGGAUAUAACGAUGUCGAGAGAAAGACAGUCUUACAUUGAUUUUUCAACACCUUACAUGGAUUUAGGAAUAGCAAUACUUUUUAUGAAACCAGAAACAGAAACACCGAGUUUGUUUUCUUUUCUAUUCCCAUUCAGCACGACAGUGUGGUUGUUGGUGGUGACAGCUUACGUAGGAGUUUCGGUGCAAUUUUUCAUAAUGGCAAGGUUAACUCCUUACGAAUGGAUUAAUCCAUAUCCGUGCAUAAGAGAACCAGAAGAAUUGGAAAAUCAAUUUACCCUGAGUAAUUCUUUUUGGUUCACUAUCGGCGCUCUCAUGCAACAGGGUUCUGAUAUAGCUCCUAUUUCACCAUCUACUCGAGUGGCAGCCGGAGUUUGGUGGUUUUUCACGCUGAUUAUGGUAUCUUCUUAUACGGCGAAUCUGGCAGCUUUCCUUACCGUCGAAAAUGAAGUGCCCGCCUUCAAAGAUGCGAGAGAGUUGUCCAAGCAAACUCGUAUACAGUACGGCGCUAAAAGAAACGGAACCACAGCCACUUUUUUCAGGGAUUCGAAAUUACAAGAGUACAAUAACAUUUACCAUUUUAUGAUGGAAAAUUCCGACUGCAUGAUGAAAGAUAACGAAGAGGGUGUUAAAAAGGUUGUCGAUGGCAAAGGCAGUUACGCUUUUUUCACGGAAUCGUCGGCGAUCGAUUACGAAAAGGAGCAGCACUGUGAAUUAGCUCAAAUUGGCGAUUUACUGGAUAACAAAAAUUACGGCAUCGCUAUGAGAAAAAAUUCGUGGUACGCUAAUGACAUUAAUACGGGCGUAUUGAUACUGCAAGAAAAAGGAACACUGAGCACGUUGAAGCGAAAGUGGUGGAAAGAAAAAUAUUCGAAAAAUUGUCAAGUUGAAGAGAAACACGAUGCGCAAAAAUUGUUUCUGAACAACGUAGGUGGAGUGUUUUUGGUAUUAAUCGCCGGCGUUGUAAUCGCAUUUAUAGUGUUAAUCUUCGAAGUGUAUUUCAACUUGAAAAAUACAGCAUCGGAGCGUGAAGUUCCUUUGAAACGCGAAUUUCUGAAAGAAAUGAAAUUUAUAAUGAAAUGCAAAACUGUGAAAAGAAGAAGGAUACAACGAUCGGGCGAAAUGAGUUUGAUUAGUAGAAGCGAUGCGGCCAAUUCGACGUCUAUAAAUGCCCAGAACUACGGGUUCAAAUCUCAAUUUUAAUUCGAAGAAAUGAUAACAUGUGAACUGUUUACUACACCGUUAAUAAAUACUUCGUUGUUUGUA